AUGAAGUGGCGAAUCUUGUCAAAGUUGCGAGUUGCAAAGCUUCGACGCUAUGUACCACGAGUGCUUUUUUUGGUUUACUUUGGCCUGGUGGGGUUUGCUUUGUUCAACUAUCGCAGUCACUGUAUCGAGACAAUGCCGAAUAGUAUUAUAGAACUUUCAAAGCUAGACCAUUCUGAUGUUGGGAGAUGCAAGCUGGAAUUUGAUAAAUUAGGUGAUGCAGAUGUCGACAUCUUUGGUGAGCCGACUGAAGACAGCAUUGUUGCAGAAAAUCCACAUAUAGAGAAGGGUGGCACCUGGGAACCAUCAGAUUGUCGCUCCUGGCAGCGGAUUGCAGUUAUUAUUCCAUACAGAGACCGACUCCAUCAUUUGCACAUCCUGCUGCGCCGCUUGCACCCUAUGCUGAAAUUGCAGAAGAUUGCUUACAAGAUUUUUGUCAUUGAGCAGGCUGGGACUGAUAAGUUUAACAGAGGGAAGCUGAUGAAUGUUGGUUACCUGGAGGCUCUGCGGCUGGGACACUUUGACUGCAUGGUGUUUCAAGAUGUGGACCUUCUGCCUGAGGACAAUAGAAACUUGUAUCUUUGUGACGAAUAUGCUCGGCAUCUAGCCUCCGCCAUUGAUGAGAUGAGAUACCAUGUGAUGUAUUACAACUAUGCUGGUGGAGUUAUUGCCAUGAACAGACACAACUUUCGCAGAAUCAAUGGCUACUCAAACUCCUACUGGGGUUGGGGAAAUGAGGAUGAUGAUUUCUCGGCAAGGAUUCAAGAGUCGGGCUUGUUGUUAACAAGACCUCCAGCUCACAUAGGCAGGUUCAAGAUGGUGAGACACACUAAGGAGACACGUUCAGAACAUGGGAAUGAAAUGUUUCUGGGCUGGAAAAAACGGUGGCCUAGAGAUGGUUUGAAUGACCCAGUGGGUAUGAACUACACCGUGAAAGAAGUCACAGAGGGUCGUCUUUACACGAAAGUCUUGGUGGACAUUGGGAAGCCACCUGCCAGCAUGGAUGUCUACAUGUCAGACCAUUCCAACGAUGUUUCUAUCUGGUGGUUUUUGUGGUAUUACUAUCCAUAA
This is a messenger RNA of Candidula unifasciata, 1068 nucleotides long. The record is from the annotation of a GenBank genome assembly. Lineage: Eukaryota; Metazoa; Mollusca; Gastropoda; Stylommatophora; Geomitridae.